CUCUUUUUGUGUUUUAUAUGAUUGACCACACAGAGCACCAAAAACAAAUAAUUCCAUCUUUUCAUUUCCCAAAUGGAAAGCCUUUAAAGAAAGAGCAUAAGGAAAUGUUGCUAAAGAUAAUGGUUAAAGUAAAAGACAUUUACGAGAAUCAAUCUUGUCUAUCAGAAGCGCAAUUCUUGCCAGUAACAAGAGCAUGUGGAUUACCUAGAUAUAUGAAUAUGGCCUUUUUUCGAAGACUACAAUCUUUUAGCAAGACAAGUAGUCCAAAAUUAGCCUUUUCUGUGUUUGUAGAGGGUUGGGCAUCCAUUGUAUUAAAGCGACACAACCAUAGUCAGCAUGACGAUAAAUCGUUGUAUUUUAAUAUUCUGAAGAAAACAAACAGUCAAUGGAUUGUGCCUGGAGAUUUCUUGCCUGUAUUAGAAGAUGUUGUCCGGAAUCAUCCUGGACUUCAGUUCCUUGUUAACAACCCAAUGUUUCAAGAAAGAUACAUUGAGACGGUUAUAUGUACUAUUUUCUAUGAAGCAAAAUGUGCGAAUGGUAAAAUGCGUCUAUCUGAUUUUUAUAAAAGCAAUUUUGUUCAAACGAUAAAACAACUUGGACCCAAAAUUGAUCUCAACAGUACGAGAGAUUGCUUUUCUUACAAGCACUUUUAUGUUCUCUAUGUCAAAUUUUGGGAACUUGAUGGUGACCAUGAUCUUAUUAUUUUUGAACACGAUUUGGCAAACUAUAAUGAUGGUAUACUCUCAUCCAAGUUGGUGCAUCAGAUUAUGCAACAUGGACGCAUACCAGCAUUUACCGCACGAAAAAAUCAACAGAAAGAUCAUCUAACAUUGACUUAUUUGGACUAUAUCUGGUUUUUGUUGUCUGAAGUUGACAAGAGUACUCCUUCAGCUAUUGAGUAUUGGUUUCAAUGCAUGGACGAUGAUGGAGAUGGCAUCAUUACAAGCUUUGAUUUAGCAGAACAUUGGAGCGAACAAGAUAAAAAACUUCAAGAAGCCAUUGAGUUUUAUUAUGAAGAUCCUAUUCGUCUAGAAGAUUUGAUAUGUCAAAUGAACGAUUUAAUUCAGCCAAAAAUACCUGGGCAAUUUACAUUGAGUGAUUUGAAGAAGAAUGGCAUCAUGGCAGAAAGAUUUUUUGAUACAUUUUUUAAUAUCCAAAAGUUUCAAAUACAUGAUACAUAUCAGGGACUUAUUCGAGCCAAUGAACAAUUGGAAAAAGAACGAAAAAGACAAUAUGAACUCGAAAAAAGAAGAUUCAUGGAGUUCAAGCGGUUCCAUAUGUUGGUUGGAGACAGUUCUGUAUGGAAAGAACACUUUCUUGAGUCAUUUUCGCUAGGUGUCUGGAGCGAUUAUGCUGAACAAGAAUACGAAAUACUCUUGCUAAAAGAACAAUUUGAUGAGGAGGAAGAGGAGGAGGAUGAAGACAAAUCUGUAGAAUCUGAUUGGUCUCCUAGAAAUCUAUUGGAAGAUGAAGGUCAUGAUGAAGGCCAAGUUGCCAAAGAAAAUUUGAUUGAGAUGUUGCUGGCUUCAAAUAACAAAAACACAAAUAAUAGUCAAGCCAAUUCAGAUACGACAAUAACUUCACUUAUGCAAACCAUGAAUGAAUACAAUGCUGAUAUAAAUAGUCGCAUAAGAAACAAUAAUAGAAUCUGGCAUUCAGUUGUAUAAAUUAGCUACUUUUGAUGUGAAAGUUAAAAUAAAGUUGAUUAUGUUUAUGCGAUGAUAAACAAG
Gilbertella persicaria is the source of this 1730-nucleotide messenger RNA. RefSeq lists its product as uncharacterized. The record is from RefSeq and is a predicted model, not a curated record. The coding region runs from base 18 to 1667 and encodes 549 amino acids. Gene Ontology annotation, molecular function: protein phosphatase regulator activity; calcium ion binding. Lineage: Eukaryota; Fungi; Mucoromycota; Mucoromycetes; Mucorales; Choanephoraceae. The transcript is spliced from 10 exons. Gene Ontology annotation, biological process: protein dephosphorylation. Gene Ontology annotation, cellular component: protein phosphatase type 2A complex.